Molecule: messenger RNA, 1936 nt
Organism: Amborella trichopoda
Lineage: Eukaryota; Viridiplantae; Streptophyta; Magnoliopsida; Amborellales; Amborellaceae
Product: Cytochrome b561/ferric reductase transmembrane with DOMON related domain-containing protein
Source: RefSeq, a predicted model, not a curated record
UCUCUCUAACAGCUACCAACUGAGCGGGUAUCCCGUUAAUGUCAUAUAAAUGGUUUCUUUUUCAUUCCCUGAGGAAGACUCCACCUCUCUUAAACAAUUUCCCCUUCUUCUCUCCCUGCUAUUCAAAAUGUGCCAGUGACACAUUACUCAUGUCUUUCUCUUUCUCUCUCUAACCAUUCUUUCCUCUCUAACCAUUUUUAUCAGCAACAAUGAUUUGCCAUCAUCAUCACCAUCAUGAUACAUUCUCGUUCUCAAGCAACUUAAUACCUAAGCGACUACAACCCCACAACCAAGAACUGCAACCUUCUCUCUCACAUCAAAUUUUAGCAUCACAGACCCUAGAUUCGUUCCUUGGGUUUCAUGGAAGUGAGGGUGUUGAGGAGGAGCACAAUGCUGCUUGUUUUGGGCCUGGUUCUGGUUUUGAGGGGGAGUAUUGGGUUUGCGCAGACUGAUAAUUGCAAUGGAGAUCUUGGGGCCCUUUCUCUCCCCUUCAAUGCUUCUGGUUUGGUGUGUAGCGCAGUGUGGAAUACCUUCUUGCUAAGGUAUUCUCAGAGUCAAGACAAUGUCUUGAGCAUUGUACUCUCUGCAGAAUAUACCAAUGGUUGGGUUAGUAUAGGAUUUUCAAAAGAUGGACGGAUGGUUGGUUCUAGUGCAAUGGUGGGCUGGAUUCGGAAAGGAGGCAAAGCAGCCAUUAAACAAUAUUAUCUUGGAGGUCAAGACCCAUCCGAAGUCGUAGUGAACCAAGGCGAGCUGACACUCUCAGAUAUUACCCCUUCUGUGCUUCUUCGAGGAGCAACCAUCUACUUAGCAUUUCAAUUGAAACUCACAUCUCCUAUUAAGAAACGGGCACUCAUAUUUGCUUUAGGAAGCAGGAACCCAGUUCAUGAGAAGUUAACAAUGCAUGAAGACGAAACUACUGUGGCGUUCGACUUCUCCAUGGGUACCUCGUCGGUAUCAUCUUCGUACCCGAGCCAAUUGAAAAGGAAUCAUGGGUUACUGGGUAUAUUUGGAUGGGGAAUGAUCUUGCCCAUAGGGGCCAUCAUUGCGAGAUAUUGUAAGCAGUGGGACCCGCUUUGGUUUUAUCUCCAUUCUAUACUUCAACUGGUGGGAUUUGUUCUUGCUUUAGCAGGUUUGGUGGCUGGUGUUGCUCUAUAUAAUCAGUUGAAUGCUAAUGUCGUAGUGCACAGAGGCUUGGGGAUAUUUGUCUUUGUUCUGGGUAUUCUUCAGGUGAUGGCCUUCUUUAUCAGGCCACAAAAAGAGGCAAAGGUUCGCAAGUAUUGGAACUGGUAUCACCACUGGUCUGGAAGGUUCGCCCUCUUUUUUGGGGCUGUGAAUAUUCUUCUUGGUAUCCAAGUUGGGGGGGGUGAAAAGAGCUGGAAAGUUGGUUAUGGAAUCAAUAGUGCCUUCAUAUUAAUUACAGUCAUUAUUUUGGAGCUGAUGAAGUGUCUCAAAGGGUCCACGAAACCAGAUCCUAGUCCUGCCUUCCAAAUGCACUCAACUCAUGGUUAACCAUGGAUGCGAAUUUCAGUUAUUGUGAGGAUAAAAGGAUACAGUGAGCUACUUAUUUGAUUCAAGUUUUUGUUGGAACUGGAUGUAGAUGGCGAGUUACUGAUUUUGGCUUUUGAGGCUGUGGAAACUGCAUUAUUUUCCGGAGAUGACUAAAAUGCCCCGGCUGUGACUGAGAGGGCCCAUGCCUUGAUAUUGUGGAAUGGUGGAUAAAUCCUUAAGAAUGUGGUGGCCAUCCGAGAAUGUAAUUUAUUUGGAUUCAUAAAGGAAUGUGGGAGAUGAUUUCGAAGGCCAUUCACUGGUGUUCAUAGUUGAGAGUCCUUUUUAUUCAUUGUCGAAGUUUUGCUUUGUGAAGUUAUCUAGUUUCAUUGCCACCCUAUCCACACUCAAAGAGAGACAUUUAUAGAAGUGUGUUCAGUUGUUCACACAA